GUUCUUCCUCAAGUGCAACCAGAACUGCCUUAAGAAUGCCGGCAAUCCACGUGAUAUGAGACGCUUCCAGGUGGUCAUUGCCACGCAAGUAUCAGUAGAGGGACCACUGCUGGCCGUCUCGGAUAACAUGUUCGUCCACAACAACAGCAAACACGGGCGUAGAACGAAACGAUUGGAUCCCAGCGAUCCUGGAGAAUACAACAGUCUCUACACACCUGUACCUCUCCAAACACCGUGCAUAAAAGCGAUAUCACCAAACGAAGGAUGGACUUCCGGUGGAUCCACAGUGAUAAUCAUUGGGGAGAACUUCUUUGAUGGACUUCAAGUAGUUUUUGGAUCUAUGUUGGUUUGGAGCGAGCUAAUUACACCAAAUGCGAUCAGAGUACAAACUCCACCACGACAGAUACCAGGCGUCGUUGAAGUCACGUUAUCCUACAAAACAAAACAAUUCUGUAAAGGAGCACCUGGUAGAUUCGUUUAUGUUUCACUGAGUGAGCCGACGAUCGACUACGGCUUCCAAAGGUUACAGAAACUUAUUCCUCGACAUCCCGGUGACCCAGAAAAAUUACCAAAAGAAGUGAUAUUGAAAAGAGCAGCGGAUCUCGCGGAAGCGUUAUACAGUAUGCCCAGAAGCGGAAACGCUGGAAUUACUGGAGCACCCAGGAGUCCCGGAUCCGGCCACCCACCUGCACCCCCGACCUCUAGUUCGGCAACAGCGUUCAACUCGUAUACAGGACAGUUAGCUGUGACGGUACAGGAAAAUGGUAGCGCGGCGAAAUGGACAGACGACGGUAGUUCCGUGACGACAGGAGCUGGUGCUGGAGGCGGAGGCGGCGGUGGUGGUAGCGUCGGAGGAAGCGUCGGUGGUAGCGCCGACGCCUAUAGGCAAAGCAGCAGCGCGAGUCCACGCGGGGUCGUAACCGGCGGUGGUUAUUGCGGAAGUUCGGCUAGUACACCUCACAGUCACAGUACAAACGGAAGUUACUCGGUAGCCAACCCGUACACCGGUAGCCCAACUCUUUAUACAUCGCCGCACGAACAGUAUGGCAUUUUCUAUACGUCCGGGGACGGGAGUGCGUUCGCCCCCGUAGUACGACCACCGACCACCUCAGUCCCACUGCACUGGUCCACACAGCACCACCUCGCCACAGCCGCCCAGUAACCGCUAACCGUCCACCAUCACAACCACCAUCAUCACCACCACAACCACCCUAUGCACUGCGAUUAAAGAAUUAUGAGAAACAUGCACGAGAGACGAGACUCGAGGAUUGGGUAUGUUGCAGGACUAGGAGAGGUGGUCGGUUCACCGUUCAACAUAAACCCAUUUAUGUUGCCCACCUGCAGCCAAGGAUACUCGAGCGCCACCAGUCCGUUGCUCUCGUCGAACGGCAAAUAGUGUUACGAGAUGUAAGCUCCGGCGAAAAUAUCGAGGGGCUAUGUGUUCACGGAAGCGAAAUCCAUCGAUGCGGAGGAUUUCAACGAAUUCUGAUAUUCCAAUAAUCAUCGUAUUCGCGAUUGACAAUCGCUUUCAUGAAUCGAAAUCGCUCCUCUCGAUUCACCAUUUUACUUUUUCCCUAGUUGCCGCGUAAAGGAAGAAGGAACGACCGCAGUGAAGCGUCUGCGCACGAUUUUCGUCGGAGCCGAGCGAUGAAUUCUGUUUGCGAGAGUAUAUCGA
This is a messenger RNA of Eufriesea mexicana, 1675 nucleotides long. It is a transcript of the gene kn, whose product is annotated as EBF transcription factor knot. Gene Ontology annotation, biological process: regulation of DNA-templated transcription. The coding region runs from base 56 to 1162 and encodes 368 amino acids. The record is from RefSeq and is a predicted model, not a curated record. Gene Ontology annotation, molecular function: DNA binding. NCBI's taxonomy places the organism in Eukaryota, Metazoa, Arthropoda, Insecta, Hymenoptera, Apidae. The transcript is spliced from 8 exons.